ACUGCAGAGGAGGAAGUGAUGUCAUCAUGGUGGUUUGUCUGCGGGUCAUGUGACCUCCUGACGUUCAGAUCAGAGCUGGUCUCAGUCAGAGUCUCUGCUGCUGAAGACGAGUCGGGAUGGAGACGCUGCUCACUGCUUUCCUCCUGAUUCUGGGAUUUUCUGCUGCUGAAGUGAAGGAGAAUCUGACAGCAAUCGUUGGAGGAACCAUCACUCUACCUGGUGCUGUCACUGAGAAAGGAUUUAUUAAAUAUGAGAGUAUAACCAUUGCUUUAGUGUUUAAAGGUGAACUUGAUAUUGAUGUGAACAUUUACAAGAACAAACUUCAGUGGAACCGAAGCUCUGGACUCUUUACGAUCACAAACCUGCAGAAGAACGACUCAGGAAUCUAUACAGUUCAAAAAGGCGAAUUUUCUUCUUCAUAUAAGCUUCAAGUUUAUGAUCCAGCACCGACUCCUGCAGUAACACCAAUUACUGUGACCUCUGACCCCUGCCUGUUGAUCUGCUCUGUGGACAAACCAGCGACUCUACUGUGGAUCAGAGACAAAGAAAUACAGAACCAGAGCCGCUCUGCUCUGUCUUUACCUGUUACUGUCCAUAAGGAGGAUAGAAACUCAUCAUAUAGAUGUGUAGCAGCCAAUCCUGCAGAGAACAAGACUGUUGAUGUUAAUGUGACCACUUCCUGUUGGCUCAGCAAAACAGAAGAUUCUGAUUCCAAAAGAAAUUAUUGGAUUGCAGGUGGUCUCUGCAUUGGGUUUAUUGUAUUGAUUGGUUUUGGAUUCCUGCUGAUCCAGAAGAAGUUUCUGGGCCAAAAAUCAUCAGGCAGUCAAACACAAGGCAGGUAUUUGAUCAUUUACUCUCUGAGAUUCAUUUAUUAAUAUAGAGUUUAUAGAUAUAGGAAUUUGUUUGUGAAAUAUUCUGUAGAAUAAAUCUUUGCUGCUUCUUCAGACAGACUGUUUGACAUUAGCAUGUAAAACACAUAAAUCUGAAGUAUUCAUAAUGUCUUUAUUGUGGUUGGUAAAAUAUUAAACUAAAAUAUUUUCCUUCACCUGAACAAGCUGAACAUCAGACUGACGAUCCUGAAUCUUUUGGUUCUGAUGUUCUGACGGUCUAAAACGGCGCCGUACCUUUAAAUCUGCAGCCUGUUUUCCUCAUGAUGCUCAGUCUGAACCAACUCAGAUCACAGAUUUAUAUCAGGUUUGGUUCUGAUCCACAUGAAAUCUGAUGUGUUGAAGCAUGAAAACUGAAAAACGUGCCAAAAGAACCACAAUGGUUCUUUGUUUAUUUCACACAGAAAAAAUGCUGCAGUAACUAAUUCUAACUAAAAAUCAUGUUUAAUUUUUUCUUGUUUAAAAUAAAAUCAGAAGAAGAGAAAACCGGAGCUGCUGGCGCCCAGGAAACAGAACAAAACCUUUAAAACUCAGGAUUACCAUUUGAUUUGUUUGUUGGAAACUUUGGUAAAGUAAAACCGUUUAUCUUUAAAUUUAACCUGAUGACUAACAUGGCUGCUUGGGGAUUCAGGAAGCAGAUAUUAUUUAUUAUUUAUUAUCCUCUGGAGCUUUAAACUGUUUUCUUUGGUUUUUCUGGGAGGUAAAAGAUUUUCUCCUUUUUAACAUCUUCAGUUUUUAACUAACAAAGUUACUUUAUUUACUCUUUUAACAACAUGUUUUCUCAACCUGGUUUUUCUGAUUGAAAAUAAACAAAACAUUGAACUUUAUAAAUAUGGUUAAGAUUAAAAAUGUUUGUUUCUGGCUUUUUGCUCAGUUUCAGUUAAAAAUUCAAAGUUUGACUCAUUUUCAUCUUUCUUCGUUCUACCAGCUGCAGAACAUUUCAGGAUCACAGAAACUGACUUGGCUGUCUGAGUUCAGUUGGUUCAUAAAUCACUGAAGCUCCACAAAAUAUUAAAGAUCUGCUGCUGUUGUAUUAACCUUCCAGCCUGUUUACAGGAUGUUUGCUUUAUUCAGGGCCUCAUGGAGAUAAAGAGUAAAAUUUAAAGGUAAAAACAAGUUAAGUAGUCAGACUGUGCUAAAUGUAGCUGCAGGGACCCGAGUCACGCUGUAGACCAGGGGUGUCAA
This is a messenger RNA of Xiphophorus maculatus (southern platyfish), 2072 nucleotides long. RefSeq names its product SLAM family member 7-like. The transcript is spliced from 4 exons. Bases 117 to 875 code for a protein of 252 amino acids. Lineage: Eukaryota; Metazoa; Chordata; Actinopteri; Cyprinodontiformes; Poeciliidae. The record is from RefSeq and is a predicted model, not a curated record.